AUGAGAGCGUACAUAUUCCAAGCUCGUGGUCUGCUUGCUGGCGAUCAGACGGGUCUGUCCGAUCCCUACGUGCGCGUCAACUUUGUGAAUCAAUCGCAGAAGUCGGAACGCCUUGAGAAGACGCUGUGUCCUCAGUGGGAUCAGACACUCAUAUUCGAGGACCUACAACUACACGGCAGUCCGGAUUCCAUUAUGGAUGCACCACCGCCGGUUACCAUUGAAAUAUUUGACUGGGAUCAAAUAGGAACGGAUACAUAUCUUGGUCGUUGCAGGACUGAGCCCGUAGUAGUCCUCGAACCUGAGCAUUCCAAAGAUGUCCUACUGCAGUGGUAUAAAUUUGACUGCAUUGGCAAGGAUGGUGGUGAAUUACUCGCGGCUUUUGAGCUUAUCCUGAUGGAAGGUCAACCACCUCGGCCUCCACCACCAAUGCGCGGAAAGCUUUAUAUGGUUCCGGAUGGAAUCCGCCCUGUUCUUCAGACUACUGCAAUUGAAGUCCUCUGCUGGGGUGUUCGUAAUAUGAAGAAAUAUCAACUGGCCAACGUCAAUUCGCCGUGUGUGGAGAUUGACAUUGGUGGUAACAUGUUGCACUCAGACACCAUCCACAAUCUCAAGCGCACUCCUAACUUCCCCAAGCCACUGAUGUACCUGGAAGCCAAUCUUCCCAAAGAGGCCCUCUACAUGCCUCCGAUUAAUAUCAUGGUUCGUGACAACCGUCCCUUCGGUCGAAAACCUGUUGUCGGGACACACGUACUCAGUGACAUUUCCAAGUUCCGAGUGGAGCCUCUAUAUCAACCCUACGAUCCGCUGGAAAAGAUUCCUGGUAAUGAGUUGCUUUUUGCGUCCUUUUUAUGCCAAUGA
This is a messenger RNA of Dibothriocephalus latus, 858 nucleotides long. The record is from the annotation of a GenBank genome assembly. Lineage: Eukaryota; Metazoa; Platyhelminthes; Cestoda; Diphyllobothriidea; Diphyllobothriidae.